Frankliniella occidentalis (western flower thrips) is the source of this 4170-nucleotide messenger RNA. RefSeq names its product protein CLEC16A homolog (gene ema). Bases 184 to 3291 code for a protein of 1035 amino acids. The transcript is spliced from 19 exons. Lineage: Eukaryota; Metazoa; Arthropoda; Insecta; Thysanoptera; Thripidae. The record is from RefSeq and is a predicted model, not a curated record. Gene Ontology annotation, biological process: endosome to lysosome transport; endosomal transport; regulation of autophagosome maturation. Gene Ontology annotation, cellular component: late endosome; endolysosome membrane.
AAUAAUAAAAACAACGACAAGAUGGCGGCUGUGGUGUUAAGGGAAUAGCAGACGGUUGUUUAGAAAGUGAUCCUUAUUUAUUUCUAUUGUAUACUUGAUUGCUGUGAAGGAUGUUUUGGUAUCUUUUGCACAGCUUCAAUUAAAAAAUUAAUCAUUUUAUAUUAGAUUCUUGUCUGACAAACAAUGUUUAGAAGUCGAAGUUGGUUUGGAGGUGGUUUGUGGAAGCCUAAGAACCCUCACUCUCUUGAACACCUAAAAUAUCUCUACAAUGUUUUAUCAAAAAACCAAAUUGUGUCUGAAAGCAACCGUGGCCUCUUAGUUGAGACACUUCGUUCCAUAGCAGAAAUUCUAAUCUGGGGCGAUCAAAAUGAUAGCAGUGUUUUUGAUUUCUUUCUGGAAAAGAAUAUGUUAUCAUUCUUCUUAAAAAUUAUGAAGCAGAAAUGUGGGAGUUAUGUUUGUGUCCAGCUUCUUCAGACCCUUAACAUAUUGUUUGAAAACAUUCGGAACGAGACCUCUCUCUAUUAUCUUUUGAGUAAUAAUCAUGUCAAUUCAAUUAUUGUUCACAAGUUUGAUUUUUCUGAUGAAGAAGUCAUGGCAUAUUACAUCUCCUUUCUGAAGACUCUUUCAUUGAAGUUGAAUGGACAUACUAUACAUUUUUUCUACAAUGAGCAUACGAACGAUUUUCCUCUAUACACAGAAGCAAUAAAAUUCUUCAAUCAUUCUGAAAGCAUGGUCAGAAUUGCAGUUAGGACUCUCACCUUAAAUGUUUACCGUGUUGAAGAUCGUUCAAUGUUGAGGUUUAUAAGAGAUCGCACUGCUGCACCUUAUUUUUCAAACCUUGUAUGGUUUAUUGGAAACCAUGUACUUGAACUAGAUGCAUGUGUUCGCAAUGACGCUGACCACCAAAGUAAAAAUCGUCUUGCCGACCUUGUUGCUGAACAUUUGGAUCAUCUCCAUUAUUUGAAUGAUAUAUUAUGUUUGGACAUAGCUGACCUAAACCAUGUGCUGACAGACCACCUACUGAACAAACUACUAGUUCCGUUGUAUGUAUUUUCUUUGGACCGACAAAAGGUGAAACUUUCUGCCUCUAAGAACUCCUCUCCUUAUGUGAGCAGCGUAGUGUCAUUAUUUCUACUAUCACAAGUCUUCUUAAUUCUCACUCAUGCUCCUUUGGUUGAUACAUUGGCAAAAAUUAUACUUCAUGCUGAUAGACUAAUCUUCAGUAACUCAUCUACACAGGACAAGAUUGUUCUUCUUCAACAGGGAAAAACUAGUGUCAUCCAGCCAGGCUUUUUGCCUCCUACAGAAUCGUUGGAAAUAUCUUUAGAAACCUCUUUGGAUGUGUCAUCAAGGUCAAUUAGUGGUGAUAGUGCUGACCUAGCAUCACCUUGCAUAUCUGAACCUCGCUCAAGGCAAUCUUCCAUCGAGGAGAGUACCAAUACAACAGAGCAAGGUUCUGAGGGAAAAGCUAAAAAUGAUAGUGAAGAUAUGAAUUUAAACAUAACAGACGAGGAAAAACACAUGCUCAAAGUUCUUGCUUGUCAGUCAGGUGCUGUUCCAUGCCCCUCUACUGUUAGUGGUGACGUUCAGGCAUUGAGCAGUGAGGGGCCUAUGCUGCUCAGCCCUGAAGGUCCAGUGCCUUUAGCACAGCCACUUAGCACUCAACCUUUCAUAGAAUCAGUUUAUAAUGCAUUGAACUGUCAAGAGAAUGAUUAUGCUGCUCUUUUUGCCUUGUGUCUUCUUUAUGCCUUUGGAAAAAACAAAGGCGUCAGCGGAGCUCUUUUACAUGGAGUGCUCUACCCUUGUCAAAGACCUGAAGGACCAUGCUCACCUUUAUCACAUCGAUACAAUGUGCCAGUAGUAGAACGGCUUGUUUCAGUAAUUACCUUGAGCUGUCAACCAAAUGCCAAAGUUAGGCUGGUAACACUUGAGUUAACAAUCAGGUUACUAACUCAAAUUGUGAUACAUGCAAAUUCAAGCUUUCUUCAGGACUGCCAUUUAGCAGCUAUUGAAGGUGCAAAAGAGGAGAGCAGUUCUGUUCUAAGAAAUUUUUAUAAGAGUGAAGAAAUAUUUUUGGACAUGUUUGAGGAUGAGUAUCAUGAGAUGAAAAAGAAACCCCUGAAUGUGGAGUGGCUUACUAUGGAUUCUAAUGUACUUUUGCCCCCAACUGGGACACCUUUAACUGGAAUUGAGUUUGGAAAACGGUUACCUUGUGGAGAAGUUGAAAGAGCUCGAAGAGCCAUCCGAGUAUUUCUAAUGAUUCGAGACUUGUCCCUAGUACUUGGUAUGGAAGAAGAACGAGCAUUACCACUUACAGACACCACUGCAUGUGUACAAGUUGACCAUGUUUUAAACUUAAAUAACAGUGAUCUUAUAGGAUGUACAGUUGUUUCAAAGGACGGGACCAGAGUGCAUCGAUUUCUUGUGAUAGAUGUUAUUCAGCUGAUCCUGGUAGAGCCUACACGCCGCCUUGGAUAUGGUGUGGCAAAACUGGUCGGAUUCCUUCAAGAUAUUGAAGUGACUGGUGACAAAGAUGACUCACGGUGCUUACAUAUCACAAUACACCAACCCCUAUCAUCCGGAGCAUCAAAGCGAGUUCCUCUAUUGGCCGCAAAAUUUAUCUUUGAUGAUCACAUUCGUUGUAUGGCUGCAAAGCAACGAUUGACAAAAGGUCGAUCAAAAGCACGGCAAAAGAAAAUGGUUCAAAUAGCUCGUCUCUUGGAUAUCCCUGCAUCCCAGCCCUCAGUUCCUUCUUCAGCUUACAAUCUUCUAACAGCUCGUCGACAAGAAUCAGCUCUAAGGGGUGGGGUCAGGAUAGCUGGUGGAAGAGAACAACGUCAGCUGUAUAAUAUUCAAAAGAUGCCUGGUCAUGCUGCAGCACUGCGUAGAGAAAGCACACCAUCUCCCAGCAAUACGUCAAAAUCACCUGAUAGGACGCGGGUCCGGGAAUCAAGUAGGUCUCGUGAAGUUUCCCCGAAGCCUCUUCGCCCUAGAAGUGAAGAGAUACCACUAGAGGAUAUAGCAAAAGUAAAAGAGCAGGGAGCCCUGCUUAAAGACACAGUUUCUGUCCCUUCCUCUUCUUCCGUCCUAGUACCAAAUUCCACUAGUUAUUCACCAUCCCAUAUGUCAUAUCAGACAGCUGCUGUUAGUGAGUCUGUUUCUACUGGAUCUUCAACAUCUUCAUCUAGUUCACCUCCUGAACAGUCAGAGGAAACAUCUUUCACUAGACAGGCUUCACAAGGCAGCAAAAACAGUGGUCAACGAAGACGGGGUCAAGUUGAAACUGUAUGACAUCAAAACUAAAAGGGUAUUGUUUUUGCUCAUUCUGAUGGAAUUCUAUUAACAAAGCCAGGAGAGACUGAUUAAGUUUUUUUUUUUGCUUGUUAUCAAUAUUUUUUAAUGCAGUAUUGGAACACAAUAGAUAGGUUACAUCACAUCACAUGAAUUCAGUAGCCAAGCCAUAACCCAUUUAAGGUGAUGUGAAGCUCAUUUAAUUUUUGUUUCAUGUUGUUCCUUUCUUCUGAAUUUCUUUUUUCUUUUGUAUUUUAGAAUGUAAGUUAAGUAAUUAUUAUGCGGGGCAUUCCAGUAUUUACUGUUCCUGAAUUUUAAUUAGUUGUGUGUAGUUUUCGUUUUGUGAGCAAGUUAAAUAAAUGCAAAGAAUCCUACGGCUUUUUAACACAAUGUGUGAUAUUGUUAAUGUUUAUGUGGUGUUUUAACACUUUAAAUUAAUGGUUGUGUGUAGUAAAUAAGCUGUUGAAUUUUGUGCGCUGGUACGUACUAUUUUGAAUUUAAUAGUUGAUUUCUGUUGCAUUUAAUGUGAAAAAGAAAAACUCUUAUGUGUCAACUGAUCUUGCAUCCAAGAGCAGUGAAAACAAUUCUUGUUAAAAUGGUCUCAAUGAGUUGGAAGUUGAAAAGUGUAUUUGAGUAACUAUAUUUUAAUAUAUUGCAUAACAAUUUAUAACUUUGUGGUUUCCGAAACAGUUUAUAUCAGUACUCUUUAGUGCUGGGAAAAAAGUGUUGCAGUAUUUUGCUUGGGCACAGUUGACCUAUAACUAUGUUUGAUUCUUAGAUAUAAAUGGCUUUUUUUGGUGAAGUAUGCUGCUGUAAAUGGAUUAUAGGGUGAUCUGUUUUCUUCAGAUGAUAUAAAUGUUUAUUUUUGUAAGAGAUCUA